Messenger RNA from Uranotaenia lowii, 1146 nucleotides. RefSeq lists its product as uncharacterized. The transcript has a single exon. NCBI's taxonomy places the organism in Eukaryota, Metazoa, Arthropoda, Insecta, Diptera, Culicidae. The record is from RefSeq and is a predicted model, not a curated record. Bases 1 to 1146 code for a protein of 381 amino acids.
AUGAAUGCUAAAGAGUUUGCCGAUAAAUUUCCUAAAGCAGUCGAAUCGAUUCUUAACCACCACUACAUGGAUGACUUCCUGCAGAGCUUUGACGAUGAAACUGAAGCAGUAAAAAGGUCUCUGGAAGUUAAAUUCGUCCACUCGCAAGCCGGAUUCGACAUUCACUCCUGGUCGUCGAACUCCAAUCGUGUGCUAGAAGCCGUAGGUGAAACCGAUCCGUCCGCUGUGAAAUCCUUCGAUGUAUGCGAUCCCAACGUUUCUCGCAGUGAAAUCAAACGUGUACUUGGGAUUUUUUCGCUUCGAGAAGAAGAUGCUUUCACCUAUUCAUCUAACUUAGGACACAUUCCUCAUUGGCCGACUAAACGAGAGGUGUUUAGAAUUGUCAUGAGCCUAUAUGAUCCUCUAGGCUUACUUUCUCAUUUCGUCAUACAUGGGAAAAUUCUUGUUCAUGAUAUCUGGCGUAGUCAAAAGUCCUGGGAUGAGCCGAUUUCUGAAGACUUACAAAUCCGAUGGACGCAAUGGAUCUCUCUUUUCCCGAUGCUGAAGGAUAUUCGAAUCCCCAGGUCCUAUUUUGGUGAAUAUGCUACACAUCAGCUCCAAUCAGUCCAAUUACAUGUAUUCGUUGACGCGAGCGAGCUGGCGUACGCUUGUGCGUCUUUUAUCAGAGCGGAGGUUGAUGGAGUCAUCAAAUGCAUAUUAGUUGCAGCGAAAUCUAAAGUAGCUCCGCUGAAAACGUUAUCGAUCCCUCGACUCGAGCUACAGGCGGCAGUUAUCGGAAGCCGUCAAUCGAAAAGCGCUAUCGAAACACAUUUUUUGAAGAUUUCACGUCGAAUCCUGUGGACUGAUUCACGCACCGUGCUGGCCUGGAUUAAUUCCGACUCACGCAAGUAUAAUCAAUUUGUCUCUUGUCGUAUUGGGGAGAUUCUCGAAACAACAGAUGUAUUUGAGUGGAAAUGGGCCCCAAGUAAACUCAACGUCGCUGACGAAGCCACCAAGUGGACAACUGGACCCGACCUAUCGUCGACGAGUAGGUGGUUCAACGGCCCAUCAUUUUUGUAUGAGCCGGAAGAUCGCUGGCCAACCCAGCAAGCGGAGUGCACUGGAACAAAAGAACGACAUCGUGAAUGUUCAUCACACUACAGGUAG